AUGGAUAGCGAUGAAGGUCCAAGUCCAGUGCUCGUGCAUACGUUGCAACUGCGCGAUCCCUACAACUCGACCAUAGGAGAGAACGACACCUCAUUCGAGGCAUUCUACACGACGGCCUACAUCAAUUUGGCCAUAGGGCUGAUCGGAUUCCUCUUCUUCAGCGUGCUGCGGCCCAUCAAGGCCCUCGGCUUCCGCCAGUUCUUUGCCCCCGUGUGCUACACCGCACGCAACCGUGCUGCACUCGAGAAAGAGGCCGAAGCGCGGCGGCACGGCCGGCCCUACGGCAGCCCGGGCGCCACUGGCGUGGCGAGCCACCUGUCCGAUACGGCCUGCUAUCCCUUCCACAGCGGCCUCUUCGGCUGGGUUAUGCCCACUCUCCGGUACUCGGACGCGAAGCUGAUCGCCACCCAUGGCCUCGACGCGGUGAUGUACUUCCGCUUUCUGCGGCUCUCCAUGUUCAUGUGCAUCUUCAUGUCCCUCCUCGGGCUGCCUCUUCUCUUGCCGCUCAACUGUACCGGUGGCUUCGCGGCCGCGGAGGGCAUGGGCCUGCUGACCAUGGGCAACAUCGGAUCGCGCGACCCCAGGCUCAUCGCCCACAUUGCCGUCACCGUCGUGUACUCGCUGCUGGUGUACGGCAUCAUCUACUUCACAUAUCGCACCUACUAUCGAGACAGAAUCGAGCAUCUCAAUUCGAAAGAGAUCAAGAACUACACCAUCAUUGCUGAAGAGAUUCCCAAGAAGAUGCGCAGCAAGGAGGCGUUGCGGCGCUGGUUUGAAGAGAACUACCCCGACCGAGUGGUGGACGUUCAAAUUCCCUAUGAUGCACGGAAGCUGCAUGAGCUACUCAGCGAGCGGAGGACCCUUAAAUACAAGCUCAAGGCCGUGCAAUACGCCGAAAAGCACACGGGGAAGCGUCAACAGAAGCGAAUCGGUUGGAAGGUGUUUGGUCGACGGAUCCUGGGCGGCCUCGUGGGUCCCAAGGUAGAUGCCCUCAGUCGCUAUGUCCAUAAGCUGAAUGACAGCGAGGAAAGGAUAUUUGAGCUGCAGAGAAACGCUGAGGCCAAGCUCGAGAAGACAAGCGUCGGUUAUAUCACCUUCGACUCCAUGUUCCCGGCGCGUAUUGCUUGCAUUCACACUCUGGCCAACCCCGACAAGCUCCAUGUGAGCCCUGCUCCGGCGCCUGGUGCAAUACUGUGGGACAAUCUGCACAUCAGCAAGACGCAGCACAUCGUGCGCGGACUAAUCGCAUCGAUCCUCAUGUUCCUGUUCAUCUUCUUCUGGUCGGUGCCCGUGCUCUUCAUCGUCGGUCUGGCGAACAUUCACAGCCUGGCCCAGGUGCACUACUUCUCGUGGCUCAACGACAUCAUCGCCGCCGCGCCCGGUCUCAUCGGCUUCGUCGAGGGAUUCCUGCCGUCCUUCAUCCUCUUCAUCUUCAACGACCUCACCAUCGAGAUCAUUCGUAAGUGCGUCGAGUUGUGCGGAUGGCACGACAAGGAGAAGAAGGAGCGGACAGUACUCCAAGCCCACUGGGCCUACCAGGUGUUCAACCUGCUCCUCGUGUCCGUUAUCGGUGGUUCCAUAUUCAAGGUCCUCAAGAUCGUGUUGUCGAGGCCACCUGAUCUGAUAGGCCUGCUCGCCUCUUCGCUGCCCCAGCAAUCCGUGUUCUUCAUCAACUACAUCCUGGUCGUCGGUUUGGGCCGAGCUCCGUUCAAGCUGAUCCGGUACUCGGCGUUCUUCAAGCUCUACAGCCGCUUGUUCUGGUUGUGGCUGCGGGGACGAACUGCGGAGGAGCGCCAGGAGAUCAGGCAGCCGCGCCAGUUUGACUACGCCGACCAUGUGUCGAUGGACGUGUUGAUCUUCUCCGUGGUCCUCAUCUUCAGCGUCAUGGCGCCAGCCAUCGCCUUCUUCGGCAUCGUCUACUUCUUCUUCGCCUACCUCUCUCACCGAUACAACAUCAUCCACGUCUAUCGCUCGCAAUACGAGUCCGGCGGCAUCCUGUGGCACAGCAUCUUCCACCAGAUCAUGACCGCCCUCCUCCUCUUCCAGCUCACCAUGGCCGGCGUGCUCAGCGCCAAGGGCUACGGAGAGAGCGGCGGGCUCCUCGCGCUGCCGCUGUUCUCCGGCUUCUUCUGGAUCUGGGUCCAAAAGAAAUUCUCCACGGCCGCCCGCUACGGCCCCAUCGACGGCGUUCAGACCCGCCGCAUGGACGCACCCUACACGGUCGAUGCCUACAGGCAGCCGGAGCUGGCUCCGCUGUAUCGGGCCGACGCGGAAGACGAGGGCGACAAGGUGGCGCUCCUGGACGGCACGAACCAACCAACGGAGGAGAUCAGCCUGUGGGACGCGCGCGGGAAGGACAUCGUCCCGCUCAGCCUUCGCUCCUCCGACUUCGGCGGCGGCGCCGACGACGGCAAUGACGGCCUGACCAUCAACACCGCCGAUGGCGAUGAAGAAGAUCCGGGACCGUCGGGCGGCGCCGGCGUUGGCCACAGCAGCGCCACAGGUCGAUGA
Acanthamoeba castellanii str. Neff is the source of this 2511-nucleotide messenger RNA. RefSeq lists its product as uncharacterized. The record is from RefSeq and is a predicted model, not a curated record. The transcript has 14 exons. Gene Ontology annotation, cellular component: plasma membrane. The coding region runs from base 1 to 2511 and encodes 836 amino acids. NCBI's taxonomy places the organism in Eukaryota, Discosea, Longamoebia, Acanthamoebidae. Gene Ontology annotation, molecular function: calcium-activated cation channel activity.